CGGCGGUUGUGGUGGUUGGUGCGGGAGGCGGCGGAGAUGGCGGUGUCGGAGCAGCUGUACCCGCGGAGCUCCAUCGAAGAUGACUUCAAUUACGGCAGCAACGUGGCCUCGGCCAGCGUUCACAUCCGCAUGGCUUUUCUGCGAAAGGUCUACAGCAUUCUUUCCAUUCAAGUUCUUCUGACCACAGUAACAUCAGCAGUUUUUCUGUACUAUACUGGAGUGCAGGCAUUUGUUCAUGAAAGGCCUGCCUUGCUUUUGAUAUCUGGUUUGGGAUCUUUGGCUGUAAUAGUGGCACUGACCCUCUACAGACACCAGCAUCCUGUUAAUUUAUACCUGCUUUUUGGAUUUACCCUGCUGGAAGCACUGACAGUUGCUGUUACAGUGAGUUUCUAUGAUGUCUCCAUUGUCUUGCAAGCCUUUAUUCUUACUACUGCUGUAUUUCUUGGACUGACUGCGUAUACCUUGCAGUCAAAGCGAGACUUCAGCAGAUUUGGAGCAGGCCUCUUCACUUGCUUGUGGAUUUUAAUCUUGUUGGGUUUCUUGAGGCUGUUUUUCUACAGCGAGACAAUAGAGUUGGUGUUUGCUGCUGCUGGAGCUCUUCUAUUCUGUGGAUUUAUUAUUUAUGACACCCAUUUGCUGAUGCACAAAUUAUCCCCUGAAGAAUACAUACUGGCUGCAAUCAACCUCUACUUGGACAUCAUCAAUCUGUUCCUGCACCUACUACGCUUACUGGAGGCAUUUAAUAAAAAGUAGUCAAAAGCAAUGUGGUUUGACUAUAGUGAAUGAAAAGUUACACGUUUGGAUGAUCUGCAGACUGUGUCAUUCUGGCUUCUGGAGACUGAGCCUUUGCUACUUUUUCAUUCCAUGAAUAUUUCUCUCUCCUUAGGAAAAGAAGAAGAGGCUUUUUAAUGUAGCUACGGUUCUUCUUUAGAUUAUAUAUUUUAUGGAGUUACCAUGCUGUCAUCGUUUCAGUCACUUUUUGAAUCACUUCAUUUGCACUUGACAGAAUUCACGAUUGAGAAUUUGCCAGCUUCUGUUUGCUCCAGAAGGAGGCCUUGGUUGCUAUUCUGUAGCUGCUAGAAGUGUUUCCUAUGGUAUUACAAGUAUGAGUACCAUGUAAGAGUAGCCCAAGCUUAUCAUCUUGGACUGUUUUACUAAGCUAAUUUGUUUUUCCCUAGUUUUUGUUUGGUAAAAUGGAAUGCUGUCUGUAACAGAGAUACUCUGUUCUUGCUCUGGGCUGUCAGGUCAUUCUGGAAGCUCAGAGGGUUUUAAAGGGAAUGUUCUUCGUUGAAGUGUUAUUUAUUGCCUGAUUUUAGUGUUCUGGAAAAUCAUUUGGAGAUGGAUUCUGGCAUUUACCAGUUUAUGUAGAUGAAGGUUAAUGGCCUGUCAAUAAAAAUUGGAACAACUUCA
Messenger RNA from Neopsephotus bourkii (Bourke's parrot), 1410 nucleotides. It is a transcript of the gene TMBIM4, whose product is annotated as transmembrane BAX inhibitor motif containing 4. The transcript has 7 exons. Gene Ontology annotation, cellular component: membrane. Bases 37 to 753 code for a protein of 238 amino acids. Lineage: Eukaryota; Metazoa; Chordata; Aves; Psittaciformes; Psittacidae. Gene Ontology annotation, biological process: negative regulation of apoptotic process. The record is from RefSeq and is a predicted model, not a curated record.